AUGAAUGUGGCUUUUGUUAUUGAUAAUUCAAUCUCCAUGAAUCAGCGGGUUUAUAAUGGACUUUCGCUGAUUGAAAUAGCAAAAAAUGGAAUUGAAUUUAUUUUAAAAUAGAGAAUGCGUGCGGCUGAUAGCAAAUAUGACACUUACUAGUUGUUUUAAACAGGUUAUGAUCCAAGCUAAAAAGGGUACCCUAAUGGAGUUUAAAUGUUGAGCUCAUAUAAACACGACAUAAAUCAUCUUUUCUUUUAGUUAAAAAAUAUUAAAACACAUUUAGUCACAGAUUUACCAGGUACACUGCAAAAUGUCUACAGAUAACUCAAUAUUUUUAGGUAUUUAAAUGGUGCUGAUAAUAUAUUUGGAGGUAGAGACCCUCUUAAAUCUGAUCCUUCUCUUAUUGUACUUUUUACAGAUGAGUCUGACUAUUACUAAUUGGAGAAAUUGUAAGAAUUUAUUAGAACAAAUAGAUUGCAAAAUAAAUGGGAUUAAACUUUUGUUGUUUUUGAGCUUGUUUUACCUUCAAUCAUCGAAAAAAAUAUUCUUGACUAAGAAGCCUAUCGCAAACAAUUAUAAAGUCACUUAUCUAUCAAAGUAUUUGAAGAUGUUGCCAAUGCUCUUGGCGGAUGUACUGUCAUAGUGGACAACUAUGAAUAUUUAUUUUAAGUUAUUGAUACACAAAUCAUUCCUAUCUUAAACAAAAGUCGACUUAACAUUUAUUUACAAAUAUCUUCUCGUCAUGACCAGGAAAUACCUGGCUUUAUUGAUAGUGGAAUCAAGGAAGUUGUAAAUCCUAUAUCUAAUCCACUGCUCCCUUCAAAAGAUAUUGUUAUAUUAAAAAUUAUAGCAAAGUUAAAUAAGCAAUUCCAGCAAGCUAAGUAUAAGCCUGAUAAUUAAAGCACUUAAAAUUAUAGUCGUAUUCUUCUACCAGAAAAGCCAGCUAAAAUUGAAGAUCCGAAGAAACCUGAACUAAUGAUGAACGAUUAUCCAAAACUUAUUGUUGAUUUCAGUAAAAUUUUUCAUGCAAACAUGUAUAAAGAACUUGAAUUUGAAAGACAAGAAUUAGAAUUAAGUGAUUGGACUAGGUUAAUUUCUCCUUAAAUUAUUCCUUUCAUAAAAGAAAAAGCUUACUUUCCUCUUUACUGUACUCAUGAAUUUAAAUUUAAUUAUGAGGAAACUCAGUCUGGCAACUAAUUUUCUAAUUAGCAACUUAUUUUGAUUGGUUUACUUAGAAUUAGCUGCAAAGAUGGACAAAUUAUAGGGGCUGAUUUGCUUUAUAAUAUUUGGAACUUUUUAGAGUUUAAUUUAAUCUACGAUGAAAUCAUUCAAAAGAAAAAUAUAUACAUUUAACAAGGAGGUUCUACUUAGACUUCAAGUAAUAUGCUUAGUGGGUCAUCUUAUAAUACAAAUCAACUGCCUUAACAAGUAGAGUAAGAAUUGAUCUCUAAGCUGGAAAGGUAUUUCUAAAAAACUCCUUAAUAUUACUGGCCUACAAUUCGAAAAAUAUUAGUUGAUAAAAAUUUAUAAUAAUUGUAUGACCAUAAGUAUUCAUUUCUUUAUGGAGAUGUCCUUCAAGAACAAGAUGAAUUUACUCGAAAUAUGUUUAAAUUUAAGCAAAAAGAACGUAAGAAACUAGAUGAAGAUAUCAAGUAAAAUAGAUACAAUCACAGUAUUAAAAAGGUAGCUUGCUGCGCUCCAAAUAGCGAAAAUUACGAAUUUAUUAACAGACAAAUGCAUCCUAAGAGUUCUUAGAGAGUCUAACUCGAAAAUUUGCUUCUGGCUAAGGAAGAAAUUCUUUUCAGGAAAAUUCCCAAAAUUUAUGACUCUACUCCAUAAUCUAACAUUGCUUAGAAUAAGCCUUUUCUUAAUGCUGCUGGCUAAGUUAACGGAGAUGUAUUACAACCACCUUUUGGCAUAAUAAAUCAAUAACAAAACAGUAAUAGCUAUGCUUUCUUUAAUCCUAAAUUAGCUAAAAGAUUUAUCAAAGAUGAUUACAUUAAAAGAAUUCAUUAUAAAAGCGAGCCUGUUUCUAAAAUGAGUGAAUUACUUAGAAGUGUUAAGCAGUAAGAGCAUCGAGACCCUUAAAUUGAUGAGGAUGAAAUUAAAUGUGUAAAAGAACCAAUUCCUUUUGGAAAUCCAUUCAAAAUGAUAGUUCGUAUUAAAAACUCAAGACUAUCAAAUCAACAAAAUGACUUCAUUUCUUCAGAAGAAAAUUAUUUAAAUACUAAUAUUCACCAAGGAAAUAAAUUUACUUAAAAUUUACUCACAAAUCGUCUUCCAAAACUUAAAAAACUCAAAAAGUAAUUCAAUCAGCUAAAUUCUCAGUCAUCUUCACCUGGUCAAUUGUCUCAAGGUUCUACUUCAGUAGAACAAGAAAAUGGAGACUCAGACUAAAGAUUAGAAGGAGAAAUUAAAAAAAAAAUAAAAUAGAACGAAGAUCAUUCAAGCUUAAUAAAAUCAGAAUAAACAAGUGAAGAUAGCUAGAUAUAUAUAAUUGAAAAAGAAGAUGAUGACCAAUAGCAAACUGAUUCAGAUCCUAUUAUUUAUGAUCCUUCGUACAUGAAUACAGAGUAUGAGAAUUAAAUAUAGCCUGAAAUAGAAGACUCAAAUAAUAUUUACUCACCUUAUUCAGUAGAUGAUAGUAAAGGCAGCACUAAUAAUAGCUAAAGCAAAAAUAUCAAAAAUUCUUAUAAAAUAGAGUCUGAAGAAGAGGAAUAUAAUCCAGAAACAACUUUGUACAAUUCAAACUAAAGUAAUUAAGACUCUUAGGAUUAUGAAAAUACUUUUGACAAAAAAUAUGACUCUUUCUAAGCAAAGAAUUCUAAGUAUGAAAAUUCAUAAGAAGAAGCACUAAGUAAUUUAGAUAAGGAAAAUAAUUUAGAAUACACUUCAGAUAGAAUCUUAGACUUUUAUAAUUAAAACAAAUUACAAAGCUCGAUAAACCAGACAUAUGAAAUAAACAGUAAUUAUGAGCCAAAUAUAUCUAAUAAAAAGUUUAAACUUGAUACAGACGAUUAAGUUUAACCAAGUGCAGAAGAUUUGGAUAACGAGUAAGGAUAUAAUCCAGAUAAUGACUUUGACGAUCCAUAAAAUUAAUUUGAAGAGGGAAUGGGUUCAAAGAAGUCAAGUAAAUAAGAAAAGAAGAAAAUAAAGAACUACAUACAUAACGAUUUAGUUUACGAUAUCAGAGAAAGUCUCAAAAAUGAUCUUAAUAAUAAUGAUGCAGGAGAAGAUGAGUAUGAUCCCUCUCUAGUUAACCAAUAAACAAACGAAACCACUUAACAAUUUACCAAAAUCGAAUUUUCUACAAAAUAUUUGCAAUCACCAUACAGAGAAUCUCAUCAAUUUUUGUUAAAAAACAAAAACUUCUUUGAUAAUUUGUUGUUCAUUCAAAAAUGCUAAAAAAGAGACGACCUAAAAUCCUACGUUACAAGGUAAAUGAAAGAAAUCACUGAAGAAAAAUUUAAGGCUGUAUUUAAACAAAGAGUCUCUGAAAUUGUUUACUAAGAAAAAAAGUGA
This is a messenger RNA of Tetrahymena thermophila SB210, 3513 nucleotides long. RefSeq lists its product as hypothetical. Gene Ontology annotation, biological process: snRNA 3'-end processing. The transcript is spliced from 2 exons. Gene Ontology annotation, cellular component: integrator complex. Lineage: Eukaryota; Ciliophora; Oligohymenophorea; Hymenostomatida; Tetrahymenidae. The record is from RefSeq and is a predicted model, not a curated record.